CCCGGUUAUUCCCGCGGUGCAGUGUGUUGCGUGUGGUGGCAUAUCGCAUUGUUCCAAGAAGGAAGAAAUAGUAUUUAAUUUUGAUCUUAAUGCCACAGUAGUGCGUGGCAAGGCUGCGGCCCUGGCCCCUCGUAUUUUCCUCGGGUGGGGAACCGGAGAACAUUCAUAUCGUCUGUGGACUAUUCCCUAUUUAGAGAGAGUCCGCUUCGUGGCAAAUACGAGAGGACCUCGGUGGGAUCAACAUCGCUGCAGGCCAUUGCCAUGGACGGAAAAAUUCUGCUGCUUGCUUUGGGAUUCGCGAUGGCUGUUGGGGUCAUCGAGGCUCAAUUAUCACACAAAGGAGGCAACUGCCCCCUGAGAAAUACAGUCUCCAGAUGCAUGCCCACCUGUGUAAGCGACUACCAGUGCUCGUUCAAUCAAAAGUGCUGUCCCAACAAGUGCGGCUCCAUGUCCUGUGCCGCGCCGAGUGCCGUGUACACAGGUAGCGACGGCGGCUACAAGGGCUCCGGUCGAGAUACCGGGGUCUACUGCGGAGGCGUCAAGUGCGGUCCCUACGAAAAGUGCGAAUUCGAUCGGACGACGAAGCGCGAGAGAUGCGUUCGCACUUAAUCUCGAAGAAUUUCUUUCAACUUCAUGGUUUCUCAUUUUGUCCAUCGCAAAUCGCGAUUUUAUGAUCUAUUCAAUGCCGUGAGAUGUAUUAAGCUUUUUGAGUAAUAAAGUUUGGGCGUUUUUCAAUA
Diachasma alloeum is the source of this 737-nucleotide messenger RNA. RefSeq names its product waprin-Thr1. Gene Ontology annotation, cellular component: extracellular region. The record is from RefSeq and is a predicted model, not a curated record. Gene Ontology annotation, molecular function: peptidase inhibitor activity. Bases 262 to 609 code for a protein of 115 amino acids. Lineage: Eukaryota; Metazoa; Arthropoda; Insecta; Hymenoptera; Braconidae. The transcript has 4 exons.